Pyrus x bretschneideri (Chinese white pear) is the source of this 1711-nucleotide messenger RNA. RefSeq lists its product as uncharacterized. Gene Ontology annotation, molecular function: protein binding. The transcript is spliced from 11 exons. The record is from RefSeq and is a predicted model, not a curated record. Lineage: Eukaryota; Viridiplantae; Streptophyta; Magnoliopsida; Rosales; Rosaceae. The coding region runs from base 196 to 1401 and encodes 401 amino acids.
AUGCACAGCCGUUGCACAAAUACAUGCUCCUCUCUCUUCCGCCCUCUUCCCUCUAAACCCUGAUCGUUCAGCAUCUGGGCUUUAGCGCGUCGCUCUCUCUCUCUCUCUCUCUCUCUCUCUCUCUCUCUCUCUCUAUAAAAACUCACCGAGUUCAAUCAGAGCUCCAACUCGGCCUCGACUCGGUCCUCCAAAGCCAUGCAAGUGAUCUCCAACACUCGCAGGCUCUCCAGAGCUUUCAAAUCUCCCAUUUGUAUCAAACCCACCGACCAAUUUCUCUCUCCCGAUGCCCGAGUCGUCGAAGCUCCACUCUCUUCUCUCCAAUGGCGGAACCUCGGCGCCGGCUCUUCCCAAACGGCCUUGUUCUUCGGCAGUACUCACGGUCAUCUUUUGCUGAUGGAACAACAUUCAACUUGUGCAGUGAUGAUGUUGAGAGCGCCGUUUUCUUCUCAAGCGAGUACCAUCCAAGGUGGUUCCACAGAGGCUGUGAAGGAGCUGUCUGAUAAGAUGUUGCAGUCUGUUAAUAUUAAACGAUCGAUGCCCCCUAAUGCUUGGUUAUGGUCAUUGAUUGAAAAUUGCAAAAAGGAAGGAGAUAUUAAGCUUCUAUUUGACAUCUUGCAGAACCUUCGAAGAUUUAGACUGUCAAAUCUUCGCAUCCAUUCCGAUUUUAAUUGCAAUCUCUGCCGAGAGGUUACUAAGGCGUGUGUUCGUGUGGGAGCUCUUGACUAUGGAAAGAAGGCCUUGUGGAAACAUAACGUGUAUGGAUUGGCUCCUAGCAUUGGAUCUGCACACCAUUUACUGUUGUAUGCUAAAGAACGCAAUGAUUCUAAACUUAUGGUGGAAGUAAUGAAACUUUUGAAGAGGAAUGGCCUACCAUUGCAACCUGGUACAGCAGAUAUUGUUUUCAGCAUUUGUUACAAUACUGAUAAUUGGCAGUUGAUGUCUAAGUACUCAAAAAGGUUUGUCAAAGCUGGAGUAAAGCUACGUCAAACUGCUUUUGAUCUAUGGUUGGAAUUUGCUGCUAAAAUAGGAGAUGUUGAAUCAUUGUGGAAAGCAGAGAAACUAAGAUCUGAAUUGAUGAAGCAGCAUACUGUUGCAAGUGGACUUUCAUGUGCUAAGGGUUUUCUGUUAGAAUGUAAGCCCGAGGAAGCUGCUUCCAUCAUUCAAGUUCUAAAUCAGAUUUUACCUGAUACAAAGAAGUCCAGUAUCGUGGUUGGGCUUGAAAAGUUAGUUAAUGAGUGGCCCUUAGAGGUUAUUAGGCGCCAGAAGGAAGAGGACAGAAGGGCAUUAGCUACAUCUUUGAUCUCUGAUAUCCCUACAAUGGUUAGUUCCCUAUCAAACACGGGCUUACAAGUGAGCGUAAACAUUGAUGACCUAACCAGCAAAGAAGGUAUUCUUUAUUGAACUUCGGAGGGUAGAGACUGAAAAUCUGAAGCUGCACAUGCCGUUCGUAUCCUGUAAAAGAGAGAGAACCAUGUUUUUCUGCCAUGGUUGAUGAGCAUUCCAAUAACCCGCCCUCUUUACAAAGGCACUCCCAGCUUUCUCAAUGGUGCGUUAGAUUAUAACAAAUUUUGUUAUGCAGGUCAUUUGAUUGGAUUUGAUUAUACUAGUGCUUUUGUAUCAUUUCUAACGUGUUCAUGUUGAAACGUGGUUUUGGUUGUUGUGAUAUGGAGGGAUAUUUUCCGAAUGUUAGUUUAAUUUCAUACUCUCUCUA